Verruconis gallopava is the source of this 1574-nucleotide messenger RNA. Its product is annotated as 5'/3'-nucleotidase SurE. Bases 232 to 1236 code for a protein of 334 amino acids. Gene Ontology annotation, molecular function: hydrolase activity. Gene Ontology annotation, cellular component: P-body. The record is from RefSeq and is a predicted model, not a curated record. Lineage: Eukaryota; Fungi; Ascomycota; Dothideomycetes; Venturiales; Sympoventuriaceae. The transcript has a single exon.
CCGUCAUUGGCACCAAUGCAUGCCGGCACAGGCAAAGUGUGAUUCCUCAGUUGAUUUGAAUUUUUUUUCCUUCCCACUGAGGCCAGCAGCGGACAGUCACGACUAGUCCUUGUGAUUUUGUAGCCCGAGCACCAGCCUUUUCUCUUCGAAUCUCCUCUUCUUGACUUCCGUUUCUGUCACUGUAGGCCGCGUGGUUCGGUAAUACCUUGACCGACGUCUUAAGAUUUCGCGAUGCACAUUCUAGUGACAAACGACGACGGACCGCCCUCGUCCAAGUCUUCACCAUACGUCCUCAGCUUCGUGCGCGCGUUGCAGGCGAAUGGCCACACCGUCUCUGUCUGCCUUCCAAACACCCAGCGCUCGUGGAUCGGCAAAGCACACAUUGUGGGGCAGUCGAUAAGACCAUCGUACUACCGACCUCCUCCUCCAUCCACCGAAAAUACAUUGAACUGCGAUGACGGACACAUAUCGGAUAAACCCCUGCCCGCCUCGAGUCAGGAGGAGGAAUGGAUCCUGGUGGAUAGCACACCGGCGAGCUGUAUACAGAUCGGCCUGUUUCACUAUUUUAAGGAGCGCGGGCCGGUUGACCUCGUAGUGUCCGGCCCGAACUAUGGGCGAAACACCACAGCUGUGUUUGCGCUGUCGUCGGGAACGUUGGGUGGUGCGCUAGAGGCGGCCGUGUGCGGAAAGCGGGCGAUAGCGCUCUCAUACGCCUUCUUUGAUCGCAAUCACGACCCCAAAAUCAUCGCCGGCGCCUGCAAAGCGUCCAUCAGGGUGAUUGAGGCGCUGUACAAACAGUGGGACGACCGAGUUGGCGUAUAUACCGUCAACGUACCUCUGCUGGAAAACGCCGAAAAGCGGGAGGUCGUAUGGACACACAUGCUGCAGAACGCAUGGACGAGCGGCUCCUGUUUUACAGAAGUGGAAGUCUCCUCUGAAGAGGACAAAGACGCGAAUGAGACCGAGCAAGAGAUACGUCGGUCCGAGUCGAUGAGCUCGGAGCGGCCAGCUGCCAUGAUGAAGGCGUUGCAGGAGGGAUCAGAUCAAGGCAAGCAUCUGAGGUACACGCAUAAGCAUUUCAAGUGGACGCCAAAGUUCAAGGACGUGUAUGACUCCGUGGAAAAAGCUGGCCCGGGCAAUGAUGGCUGGGCAGUAAAGGAGGGUCAGAUCAGCGUAACUCCUUUGCAAGCAAACUUCAUGCAUGUCCCUGGCUACAGCGGCACCUUCACCAUAUGAUUAACCGGUUGAAAAAUGCAAAUAUGAUGCAUUGGGAUAUCAGCACAUAAGCUUAGUUCGAGAAACAUUUAGCGGCAUGAGGAAAAGUAGAUUUUAGACGCAUCACGAGAACGGUUAUGCUAAUGACAUAGUUUGGGAUGUUGCUUCUCUUCUGCUCACCACACUAAGUCUUGGCAGGUUUGGGCUAAACAUUUACAGUUCGUUUACACUUUAAAAAGCUCGUAUGGCCGAAGCUCUGAAUGUCGCUCUGCAGCAGUCAACGAUCCUUAACGCAAUGCGCGCGCAGGCCUAGUCUUUAUUAAGCACUCCGUUCCUCGUUCAAUCUGCAAUCAAGUGAC